Messenger RNA from Myxocyprinus asiaticus (Chinese sucker), 4459 nucleotides. Its product is annotated as polyhomeotic-like protein 1. Gene Ontology annotation, cellular component: nucleus; PRC1 complex. The transcript is spliced from 16 exons. Gene Ontology annotation, molecular function: zinc ion binding; protein binding. The record is from RefSeq and is a predicted model, not a curated record. The coding region runs from base 220 to 3006 and encodes 928 amino acids. Lineage: Eukaryota; Metazoa; Chordata; Actinopteri; Cypriniformes; Catostomidae.
GUUUCAUCGCUUUUUUUAAGCCUCAUCACAAUCACCGUUGUUUGAAGAUUUCAACAAUACGUGUUAAAAAAUAAAAAUAAACAGGGGAACCGUACUGGAUCGAUAAUAUAAACAUAGUGGACUUAAAAAUCCCAGGCUGUUGCCUCCAUUGCGCGAGGAGAAAGCAACAAUAUUGCAAAUCGCAGAAAGUUUGACUGACUGAUCGUCCAUCCAGUGAACAUGGAGGCAGGAGAGGACCAGACCAAUUCCAGCUCAGCCAAUAACAACGCUGCAUCAGGGGGAAACUCCCGCCCCUCUCAGAUAGCGCAAAUGUCUCUGUAUGAAAGACAAGCUGUGCAGGCGCUGCAGGCACUACAGAGGCAGCCCAAUGCAGCUCAGUACUUCCAGCAACUCAUGCUACAGCAGCAGAUCAACAGUGCUCAACUCCACAACCUGGCUGCUGUGCAACAGGCAACUCUUGCGGCCAGUCGUCAAUCCAGCUCUCCCAGUAACAGUGUCUCUCAAGCCACAAGCUCAGCACAAUGCACUGUCAACUUAAGUACCACCUCUGGGGGAGGUACCAUGACAAACGCUCGUCCAAUGGGACCUGCCACUUCUGCAACAUCAACAGCCCUUAGCCAAUCAGUGUUGCUUGGUGGAAACUCAGGUGGACAGGGUCAGAUGUACCUGAGAGUAAACCGCUCUCUUAGGGCACCUCUCACCCCUCAGCUCAUUUUCAUGCCUGGUGGUACGGCAACAGCUGCUGUGGCAACGGUUGCCCAACAGCAGCCCCAGCAGCAACCACAGCAGCAGCAACAGGAAACAAGUCCCACAUCCUCCAGUAACCAGUCAGAUAACGAUCAGGUACAGAACUUGGCAAUGCGUUGCAUAUCCUCUCCAAGGGUCGCUUCUGUAAAGACAGAGUUCGUGGACACUAGAAAGGAGACGGGCGGUUCAUUCCCAAUUAACCAGCAGUCUCAGACGCAACAGCAAUUUGGACAGUCAGCCCAGCAGAUCCAACCCCAGACUCAACCGCUUGCCAACGCCAAACUGCAAAACUAUUCGAACACCACUAAUCCCAGCAUGUCUGUCCUCAACGUGAAGGGCACUAACCAAUCCACUGUCACCACACAUCAAACCGGAGCCUCCUCCAACCCUCCUUCCUCCUCGCCCUCUUCCUCGCUCCCUCUGUCCCAGCUGCUCCUCUCUCAGUCUGGUUUGUGCCAGGCUCGAGGAGUACCAGCUGCUGCGGCCACCGUUACCCACAUUCUGGUGCCCACCUCUAAUGUUCCAACUUCUUCUCAAGGGUAUCCGAUGGGCACAGUGGCAACCAAAUCCAACAUGACUGCCCAGACAUUAGUGGUACAGCCUCUCCAGCAGACUGGAGCAAAUUUGAGCACAGAGAAACUGGGUCAUGCAACGGGGCAUGUGCCCAUCCAACCUAAAACAGCUCAGGGCCAUCGGCUGCCAGUGCAGAUGCCCCCUCGCCACCCACUUCCCAUUCUCCCAGCACCACCUAAUAACAGCCAGGGCACGGGGGGACAUCACCCUCCACAUGUCCCAGUUCAGCUGGUUGGGGCAAGGCAGAGCACGCUAGGAAACUCCCAGGCUUUAGCAGUGGCCCAGGCCCGUUGCGCCCAGCAGGACACCACAGCUGCUGUGGCUGUAAAUAACUCCAAUAGCAAUGCAGUUACUAUGGUGAAUGCAAUGGAAACAGGUGGAAUGUGCCUUAAAACAGCCCCAAGUGCCCUGCCAGUUUCUCAGAUGCAGACCAAUCAGAGCACAGGAUUAAAUCAGGUUGAUCCUGCUGCAGUCACAUACUCAUUGGAUGGACAAAUUAACGCUGGAGCACCUUUAAGUGGAGAGGUGUUCAUUCAGUCUGAAACUCAGACAAAGCCUGUGAUUGGUCCCUUAAAAAGGAAAUCGGAAUCGGAUGCAACUCUUGAGAUUUCAGUAGAGACCAUCAAUGCAAGUCCAUCACUGCAAGACUCCGCCCCUCCCCUCUCACCAGCUCCCUCACUAGACACAGUCCCAGAGAUGGCAUUCUCCACUCCUCCUACUCUCUCUCUUUCUCUCCCUCUCCCUCUUCCUCUUGGAGGAGGACAAGGUGAUCGAGCGCCAGUCCCACAAGCUGUGGUCAAACCUCAAGUUCUCACACACCUUAUUGAAGGCUUUGUUAUCCAGGAGGGAGCUGAACCUUUCCCUGUGACAGGACCAGUGAAAGAGCGAGCAGAGGGCAUUCUUCCUGUUGCUGUUCCACCCAUCCUACAACCAGAGCACAACAGCCAUAACAAGUUAAAGUGUGAAUACUGUCUAAGAUUAGCACCAGCCACCCUGUUCAGACGAUCCAAACGCUUCUGUUCCAAAACCUGUGCCAAAAGUCUGCAAAAGGAACCAAAUCUACUCAAAUACUCUCAAGUGCCCAUUCACUCAUGUGCCAUCUGCAGCGAAAGCCAUUCAUAUAUCUGCCCAAAGUACAAUGUCAGUUGCAGUCACCACUACCGCAUUAGUAGGGGUCUUGAUGGUGGAGAACGGCCAACAGGGGGCCCUGUGAUGCAGGAUGCUAUUGCUAGACGCAGGGGUCCUCGGAGGAGCAGCUCUGAGAUUGCCUGUGCUAAAAUAGCAGGCAGGCAUCUGCCUGUAAAGUGUCGCUCUGAGUCAAGUCGUUCUGAGGACAUCUCCAGCUGUGAGGGUGAGGAAGAGGAAGACUUCUUGUAUCUCUCACCCAGCUCAUCCUUCUCAUGCUCAAGACCAGCUCACUGUGGCCCUCAAUUGGAUGAUUCUGCACCAAGUGGCCUCCAAGUGGCCUUCCUUUCUGGCAACCCUGCUCACUGGAGUGUGGAGGAAGUGUGUCAGUUUAUUUCUUCUCUCCAAGGUUGUGAAGACCUGGCAGGACAGUUCCUGUCUCAGGAGAUUGAUGGGCAGGCGCUGCUGCUACUGAAGGAAGAGCACCUCAUGUCCACCAUGAACAUCAAACUCGGCCCUGCCCUCAAGAUCUGUGCAUCUAUCAACAGCCUGAAGGACUGAACAAAGCAAGACGACAGACAAUUAGCAGGAUUAGUACUUUAUAUUUCAACACCAGCCUGAGAACUGAAGGAGAAGAAACAGAUGGAGAUGAAAGGACAGAUGGCUGCCUAUGAGAUUUAUCAAAACUAUAGGAGAGGAAUGGCAAGAGUGACAUCUAAAUUGCUGUUAGCCAGAGAGACUUAAGGGAAAAACAGGUGAUGCCUUAUUUAAAAACUAAAUGAUUCACAAAUAAUUUACUUUAGUAUUCUUUAGAUUUGAAAGACUUAAUAGUAUUAUUUUGAAUCAUAAUGUUGAAUGUUGCUAGAUUGCAAUUGGCUAGUUCUCACUUAAAUUCAUCAUGUUUCAAACAUUGUAACUGGGGCUGCAAGAAAGACCCUAAAAUAGAGCAUAAAUAGGGAGUAAAAAAACAACAACUUUAAAAUACUAAUUUCAUCAGGUUGUGGGACAUAAACAUAAUACAACUUUCCAGGAGUUUGAAUAUGCUACGUAUUUUAUAUUUGUCACAUGGUUUUAAGCAAUGAGGGACAUGUUUGAAUGAAUAUGUGAGGGAGUCUCUUUGCAAAAUUGGAAGAGGUGACUGUUUAGGUUAAUGUCUAGUCUGUGUGUCAUAUGUUUGUCAGUUACCUAUAUGUUAAACAUUUGUAAUCAAAGUAUCACAGAUGAAGAGUUGAUGGACAAUAAUUGUUACUCUUGUAGUGCAUUUGACUAUUACAGUCAAAGACAUGAAAAGUUGCCUUUCUUAAAAUGACUGUACUGCUGACUGUAAUGGGGAUGACUUGUUGCCUCUGACAGGUGCCUCUUUCUCUAGGGCUUCCCCUUUGCUUAUCCAAACAAAGACAAGUGAGCAUUUACUACUCUUUACUGUAUUUCAUCCUAUCACUACUGUCUGGGAGGAUGAUAUAUGUUGGGAAACAAAUUACUUCUACAGUAGGUGAUCAGCACUUGAUUAAAGGAUUGUGGCCUGUCUUCAAUGUACCUUGUAGAAAGUUAACACAAGUAGAUUCUCAUACACUAAAUGAUUCUAGAUGAUGUUGAUAUGGUCACUAUAGAAACAAAUGAUACCACAGUGGUAAUUUCUGUAAGGUCCAGAGACCUUUAGAGAUGGAAAAGCUUUAGCUUUUGUUGUCCUAUUAUAUGAUCUCACUAGACAGUAUUACUGAAUGGAAGUAGCAUUUAUUUUAUUUUUUAAAAAUCAUGCUGAAGGAGGUUGAGAGUGAUCAGAUCUUAACUGAUCCUAGAACAACUCAAUAUUUCUUUUUCUACAGUAGAUGAUUGGAAGAACUUUUUUAUUUGUAUUAAAAGUAAUUCAAGUAAUAGACAAGUAUUAGUAGCUUUACCUUAGAGCAGGUAUGAUAAGGUAGUGUGAGAGUGAGAGAGAGUGACUAAGAAAGCUGUGUGCUGGUGCUGAAUUUGUUUGUAUGCAUAAAUAUUAAUAAAGGUGUGGUGACACUGA